This is a messenger RNA of Zea mays, 3012 nucleotides long. RefSeq names its product inorganic pyrophosphatase TTM1. The record is from RefSeq and is a predicted model, not a curated record. The transcript is spliced from 12 exons. Bases 582 to 2543 code for a protein of 653 amino acids. NCBI's taxonomy places the organism in Eukaryota, Viridiplantae, Streptophyta, Magnoliopsida, Poales, Poaceae. Gene Ontology annotation, molecular function: kinase activity; ATP binding.
UUCUGUAUUUAUGUUAAUAUAGAUGAUUUUUAUUGAAGCGAAUCUAUAAAAACGUUUAACGGUUAGCUAUAAAGCAGGACUCAUAUAAAUUUUACACAUACGCCUUUGGUAGCACAUAGCACUAGUCACGUCCAUGUCCAUCCCGGCCCUUGGUAGCACUAACAUCGAAGCAUCCUCCUCCGUCCACGACCCACACCGCCGUGCUCAAAUUCGGCCUUGCCAGCGCCGCCGAGCGUCCAGCGCCGACCCAAGCACGUGAGGAGUUGGACACCACCGAGAGGAACUCUCUGGUCCUGCUCGUGGUGGUCGUCGUCAUCGCUUCCCGGGCCUGAGAACUGUGGUAUUUCUCUUGUUCUGAACUCACCCCCUGCCUUUCCAUAAUUCCAUCUCCGGUUCACCCCGCGUGAUCUGUCUCGUGCGGCAAGGCGUACGCGUCCUUUCCCUCCCGCGGCAAGGCAACAGCCGCCGUCGCCCUAAGCCAGGUGCCCAGGUAUUCGUCGGUCCCUUCGCCAGGCCUCCCUCGCUUGCCGCCAACGAGCACCCACUAGACUGUAGACUACAAUUGCAUCCUGAAGAAUAAAAUGGACCAACAUGAUUCCAUGGCUGACUCACCAAGGAGGCGGCACAACCUUUUGCGUGACAAGGUCCAAUUGGUGAAAAGGAAAGAUUCAGAUCGCUAUGAGAUCGUCCGCUUCCAUGAUCCACUGUCUUUUGAGAAAGGCUUCUUUGUUGUGAUCCGUGCUUGCCAGCUUUUGGCACAGCACAAUGACGGGAUAAUAUUUGUUGGUGUUGCUGGCCCCUCUGGUGCUGGGAAGACUGUGUUCACUGAGAAGGUGGUCAAUUUCAUGCCUGAUGUUGCUGUGAUAUCAAUGGACAACUAUAAUGACGCAACUCGCAUAGUCGAUGGCAAUUUUGAUGAUCCACGUCUGACAGACUAUGACACACUGCUGGAAAAUAUACAUGGUCUGAAGGAAGGAAGGUCAGUUCAGGUUCCAAUAUAUGAUUUCAAGUCAAGCUGCCGGACUGGUUAUAGAACAGUUGAUGUCCCUAGCUCCCGAAUUGUUAUCAUUGAAGGUAUUUAUGCACUGAGUGAGAAGUUACGGCCAGUGAUAGACUUGCGUGUUUCUGUCACUGGUGGUGUUCAUUUUGACCUAGUCAAGAGGGUUUUAAGGGAUAUACAGCGAGCUGGCCAGGAGCCUGAAGAAAUAAUUCAUCAGAUCUCUGAAACGGUUUAUCCAAUGUACAAGGCUUUCAUCGAACCAGAUUUGGAGACCGCACAUAUUAAGAUCAUCAACAAGUUCAACCCAUUUUCAGGGUUCCAAAAUCCUAUGUACAUUCUAAAGUCACCAAGGUCUCUAGGACCUGAGAAAAUCAAGGCUGUGCUUGGUGAUGAUCAUACGGAAAGCAACGAAGAAACUUAUGAUAUAUAUCUGCUUCCACCUGGUGAAGACCCAGAAGCAUGCCAAUCUUACUUGAGAAUGCGGAAUAGGGAAGGGAAAUAUAAUCUAAUGUUUGAGGAAUGGGUGACCGACAAUUCUUUUAUCAUAUCACCAAGGAUCACUUUUGAAGUCAGUGUUCGUCUUCUUGGUGGUUUGAUGGCAUUGGGAUAUACUAUAGCAGCUAUACUGAAGAGAAGCACUCGUGUUUUUUCUGAUGGCAAGGCAACUGUUAAAAUUGAUUGGCUGGAACAACUUAACAGACAAUAUAUACAAGUGCAAGGAAGAGAUCGGCUUUAUGUUAAAUCUGUAGCGGAUCAGUUAGGUUUGGAUGGUUCUUACAUACCACGCACAUAUAUUGAACAAAUUCAGCUGGAGAAAUUGAUUAAUGAUGUUAUGGCGUUACCAGAAGAUUUGAAGACAAAGCUCAGCAUCGACGAUGAGCUGGUCUCAAGUCCAAAGGAAGCCUUUUCCCGUGUUUCGGCUGAUCGGAGAAACAAACUUAUGAAGAGUGGCCUAUCUCAAUCAUAUUCAACACACGGAGACAAAAAUAUUGUGAAAUUGAGUAAACUAACAGAAACCAAUAGGAGGUUUGGUGGAGGGCGGGCCCUUGAACCGCCUGCUAUCAACCAGGGUGCAAUCACCCAGCUUUCAGAACAGAUAUCAACAUUGAAUGAAAGGAUGGAUGAGUUUACCUCUCGAGUUGAAGAACUCAACUCGAAAUUUACAGUGAAAAAACAUUUGCCCAGUCAGCAGAACUUAGCUCUUCCAAAUGAUGCUUGCAAUGGUUCCACGCCUACAAAUCUCUUUGUCUCUCAUUUAGGCAAUGGUACUCUGAUACCUCAUUCUUCAUCAUCAAACCAACUUUCAAAGGAUUCCCCGAUGAUAGAAGAGAUUAUGAACAUAACAAGAGGUCAGCGCCAGGUUAUACAUCAGCUCGACAAUCUGACAAAUCUGCUUCACGAGCAUUUGGUCUUAACACGCCAGACUAAUAAUACCGCCAGCAGGAACCGGGUGCUGGAUAGCGACACACUCAUCUGUCCACUUAUUUGCCUGACUGUUGCCAGUAUCGGUUACUUCAUGUUUAAAGGUCUCAGUAGGGGCUGAGCAAAGUGAGUUGGCCCAAACAUGUGCUCCGAGGCUCACCACCAAGUUUUGGCAGAACUGGAGUAAGCAAUCGUCACAGCUCUUACUGAUCUGCAGUACUUCCAGAAUUCGUAUUGAUGCUGUCUCUCCUGCAGGCUAAAGGAAGACAGUUCUUGAACCGUUUACAUCAGGAAGAUCAUAUCUAACAGCUUACGGUCUUAUUAAGACAGGUAAACCUAUAUACCAGCACAUGGAACAAAGCUUUCGCUUUUCAGGGAGUUAUUACUCCCAAACGCAGAAAAUGGUGUACCAGAAGCAUACACUUCUGUAACAGGCACUGACAGUUCCCAGUGCUAAUAAAUUUUGGAGGUUAAAAUAAUGCUCAGAUAAUGUCGAAGAAAUUAUGAGAGAUCUAUAAGUUUAACUGAACAUUGUCGUUGUCUUUGUCGUGAUUUCUGAGUGCGAGCACUAUCUCAUGAUGCCAUCUGAA